Mycena citricolor is the source of this 2277-nucleotide messenger RNA. The record is from the annotation of a GenBank genome assembly. NCBI's taxonomy places the organism in Eukaryota, Fungi, Basidiomycota, Agaricomycetes, Agaricales, Mycenaceae.
AUGGACGUAUAUGUCCAGAUCACGGGUCUGGACUCAGGGAAAACGCGCGGAGUCAAGGCGCUACUCGAUUGUGGUUGCAGUACCUGCUGUAUCGAUACCGACUACGCACGGGUGGAGAAGUUGGAUAUCCAGGAGCUCCCACAACCCAUUGUGGCUCGUAAUACCGACAACACCGAGAACAUUAAGGGGCGGAUCACGCACUACGUCGACCUGAGGAUGAGAAUCGGUCCUCAUGUGGAGACACGCACGUUCCUUCUGACGUGCUUAGGGAAAGCCCGGAUCUUCAUCGGUCUUGAUUGGCUGAUGGAACACAACCCCGAGGUGGAUUGGCAGGAGCAGACCAUGAGAUUCAGCCGAUGCCCAGAGCGGUGUCACAUGAGGGGUCACGAGGAACAUCAAGCAAUAAUUGACAUGGAUGCAAUCGACCUGGAUAUGGGCACACCGGAUCUGGAAGAGGGAGAAUCGAUCCUGUUGGUCGAUUUUGGGAAGGAAGUGGACCUGCGGCUGAAGGAAACGCCGGCGCAGAAAUUCGCAGAGGAAGCAGAAAAGGAGAAAGAGAGAAUGACCGAAGGAAGAAUUCCGGAUCAAUAUCGGGAAUUUGUCAAGGUAUUCGCCAAAGAAUCGUUCAACUCACUACCGGACCGACGGACAUGGGAUCAUGCAAUUGAGCUCAAACCUGGUUCCAAAGCAGUGGACUGCAAGGUGUACCCGUUAUCACGCAAUGAACAAGUCAAACUCGACGACUUCUUACAAGAGAACCUGGCCAGUGGACAGAUCAGGCCAUCAAAAUCACCCAUGGCAUCAGCAUUCUUCUUUGUCAAGAAGAAGGAUGGCUCUCUACGCCCCGUCCAAGAUUAUCGGAAGCUGAAUGAGAUGACAAUUCAGAAUCGAUACCCGCUGCCGCUGAUCUCUGAACUGGUCCAUAAUCUAUGUGGCGCAAAGUUCUUCACCAAGCUCGACAUCCGGUGGGGAUAUAACAAUGUACGAAUCAAAGAGGGCGACGAGUGGAAGGCUGCAUUCCGCACGAACCGAGGGCUGUACGAGCCCUUAGUUAUGUUCUUCGGUCUCACAAAUUCCCAGGCAACGUUCCAAAACAUGAUGAACAACAUACUCCGAGAGUUGAUCAACGAGGGUCACGUGGUAGUCUAUCUGGACAAUAUACUGAUCUUCACAGAAAACUUGGACGAACAUCGGCGGAUCACGAAACGAGUGCUCGAAUUGCUCCAGAAACACAAGCUAUACCUGAAGCCCAAAAAGUGCGAGUUCGAACGCACGGAAAUCGAAUAUUUGGGUGUAAUUAUUGGACACAAUUUGAUGCGGAUGGACCCAGUCAAGAUCAAGGGCGUGAUGGAACGGCCCAAACCAAAGAGCGUCAAACAGGUCCAAGCUUUCCUCGGAUUCACAAACUUCUAUCGGCGCUUUGUCCGGGGAUACGCGGAGGUUGCCAAGCCAUUGACACGGCUGACAGGGAAGGCAGGAUGGUCAUGGGGUGCAGAUGGGCAUGCAGCAUUUGAUGGAUUGAAGAAGAGAAUCGCGGAGGAUGUGGUCCUAGCACUGCCAAAUGACACUGGCCAAUAUCGUCUGGAAGCCAAUGCUUCGGAAGGGGCAACAGGAUCAGUUUUGAACCAAAACCAAGACAGCAUUUGGCGCCCAAUCACAUUUAUUUUGCACGCACUGACCGAAACCGAGCGAAAUUACGAGAUCUACAACAAGGAAAUGCUUGCAAUCAUGCUAUCAUUGGACGAAUGGAGACAGCUACUACUGGGAGCCACAGAGACGUUCGAGAUCUUCACUGAUCAUCAGAAUCUGGAGUACUUCCGGAAGCCGCAGAAGCUCAAUCGACGGCAAGCACGAUGGAUCACGGAGUUGGCGGAGUUUGAUUUCACCCUACGACACCGGCCCGGCGCACUCAACCGCAAGGCGGAUCUCCUGUCUCGACGAGCAGAUCACGAUCAGGGCAAGAACAACAACAAGGACGUCAUGCUACUGAAGCCCGAGUUCUUCCGAUCACAAGAAGUCACAUUCGAGGGACAGGAUCAGCAGCUAAUCGAUGAAAUCAAGGCCAUUCGAUCAAUUGAUGGAAGCGUCAAGGCGGCCUUAGAGAAGUCACUCGUCGGAUGGAAGAAGGAAGAGGGGCUCAUCACGUAUCACGAGAAGCUCUAUGUGCCAAGGGAUGAGGAGCUGCGGGACAAGAUCAUUGGGCUACACCACGACACACCCCUGGUCGGACAUGCAGGGAUCAACCGAACGCAGGAGAUGGUGGAAAGGAACUACUGA